This is a messenger RNA of Rhodotorula graminis WP1, 1482 nucleotides long. RefSeq lists its product as uncharacterized. The transcript has 11 exons. Gene Ontology annotation, molecular function: transmembrane transporter activity. Gene Ontology annotation, cellular component: membrane. The coding region runs from base 1 to 1482 and encodes 493 amino acids. The record is from RefSeq and is a predicted model, not a curated record. Gene Ontology annotation, biological process: transmembrane transport. NCBI's taxonomy places the organism in Eukaryota, Fungi, Basidiomycota, Microbotryomycetes, Sporidiobolales, Sporidiobolaceae.
AUGAGCGGCAGCUUCCAUGGAGAGUACGCCGACGAGAAGGCCGUCAUCGAGCAGGUCGAGCAGAUCGCUACUGGACGCGCCGAGAUCGACCCGGUUGCCGAGAAGCGCCUUCUGCGCAAGCUGGACCUCAUCAUUCUCCCUCAGGUUACCCUGCUCUUCCUCCUCAACUUCAUAGACCGCAAUGCUUCGGCAGCCGGCUUCCAGAAGGACCUCAAGCUGUCGGUCCCCAAGUACGAGUACAACGUUGCCCUCAUGGUCUUCUACAUCUUCUACAUCAUCGGCGAGAUUCCCUCGAACCUGGUCCUCAAGAAGGUCGGGUCCAAGUGGCUCUCGUUCCUGUGCAUGGCGUUCGGCGCCGUCACUAUCGGCUCGGCCUGGGUCCACAACUUCCAGACGUUCCUCGGCGUCCGCAUCCUGCUCGGCAUCUUCGAGGGAGGCGUCAUCCCCGGCAUCGUGUACCUCUUGACGAGGUUCUACACCCGUCAGGAGCUCGCUUUCCGCGUCGGCGUCUUCCUGUCCCUCGGGCCCGGCCUGUCAGGAGCGUUCGGUGGCCUUUUGGCCGCCGGUUUCCUCAACGCGAGCGUCGGAUCGCUGCGUACCUGGCAGAAGAUCUUCGUCUGCGAGGGAAUCAUCACCUGCGGAUACGGCAUCAUCUCGUUCUUCAUCAUCCCGACGUCGCCCGAGUCGACGCGCUGGCUCAACGAGGAGGAGCGCGCGCUCGCCGUUCGCCGCCUCGAGAUCGAGCACCUCGGCCAGGUCCACGAGAAGACGACGACCAAGGCGGUCCUCAAGGCCAUCGCCAACCCGUUCACCUGGGCCUGUACGUUUGCCUACGGCUUCAUCAACGUCAUCGUCCAGGGUACCUCGCUCUUCCUCCCGACCAUCAUUGCCGGCCUCGGCAAGUACACGACGACCGAGGUUCAGCUGCGCUCGGUUCCGCCCUACAUCGUCAGCGCCGUCUGGGCCGUCGGCGUCUCGUACAUCUGCUGGAAGACGAAGCGCCAUGGCCUGUGCAUCGCGUCGUCGGUCGUCCUCUCCAUCAUCGGCUACAUCAUGUUCCUCGCCAGCGACAACCCCAAGGUCCUCUACGGCGCCUCGUUCCUCACGUUCACCGGCGCCCUGCCAUGCGGGCCCUUCUUCCUCGCCUGGGCGACCGCGAACGCCGGCAGUCCUACCGCCCGCGCAGUUACUGCUGCCAUCGUUCCGGCAUGGGGAAGUUGGGGCAGCAUGGCUUGCACCUGGCUAUACUUUUACGUCGAGCUUCUCCUGCCUCAGUACAAGCCUCGCUACAUCCCGGGCAACUCCUUCAACGUCGCUAGCGGCGCGUGCGCCGCCCUUAUCGCCAUCGGCCUCACCCUCUACUGCCAGUGGGAGAACCGGCAGCGCGACGCCGGCCGACGCGACCACCGCCUCGAGGGCCUCACGCCCGAGCAGGCUCGCGACCUCGGUUACCGUCACCCGUCGUACCGCCUCCUCAUCUAG